Messenger RNA from Glossina fuscipes, 243 nucleotides. RefSeq lists its product as uncharacterized. The transcript has a single exon. The record is from RefSeq and is a predicted model, not a curated record. Bases 1 to 243 code for a protein of 80 amino acids. NCBI's taxonomy places the organism in Eukaryota, Metazoa, Arthropoda, Insecta, Diptera, Glossinidae.
AUGUUCGGUGAACGAGCGACCACGAAAUUUACGAAAAGGCAAAUUUCAACACCUUUCGCCACUAAACCUUCAACUAAGCAAGUGAGGAAUUUGGUGAAAUUUGUUAAAAAAUCUUUCAACAGUUGGGAGAAGAGUAAAACGGUAAAGAAUGACAAAUCGAUUUUCUACACUUGUUGUACGGAGGAAGAGCAUCAGAAUUGGCUCAAUGAAGAGAUCGAUAAAAGACGCAUCCUACCGUGCUGA